AUGUAUGAGCGUGUUCUCAAUGAGGGGCAGAUUGCAACUGAUAUUGUUGACGCUAUUCGCUCAACCACAGAUGCCCCUCUAAGUUCGUGUAUAGAAGCAGCAAGGAAUUGUAUUGCAGUUAUGGCACCAUUCAUCCAAGGAGAUUCGUUUUUGCGAAUUCAAGAGGCAGUGAACUCUUACACUGUAAAAGUCGACGAUUGCUAUGACUAUCGGCUCCUUACGGAGAUGAAGGAACUGUUGGAGCAGAUAUUCAAAGAAAAAUAUGAGCUCAGCUUCUCAACUGAACAGGACGAUGACAUCCUAUUGAAAUAUCUUCAAAUGUUUGCUUCCGGUGUGACAAAAACGGAUCCCCUAGUUGUAAAGUAUCUUAUUUCGAUGGAUGAUUUCCAAUGGAUGGACCAUCUUAUUAAUGUAUAUCACAUGGAUCAGAAUAACGCAGUUAGAUUGGCUAGUUUACGUUGCAUAGUUUCUCUGGUGGAUGUGUGCUCCGAUCUACUUACAUAUAUCCUCAACUCACGACUACCAGAAAUUGUGGCUACACAGUUUCAAUCGGAAGAUUCUAGUUUGUCAGAGUUAGAAUUAACAGCAAUAAAGCUACUGACUAAAAUAUAUUCUACAGAGGAGACACCUCCAUUACAUCACUUUGAGAUCUUCGAUGUCUCCAUGUUUAUGAAAUUAUUGAACCACAUUCAAGUGCAUCCCUCUGAAAUAAUGGAUUUCAUCGUGAAUUUUAAUGGGAUUUUGGGAGAUAACCAGCGAAAUACAAUUGUUGCGGCUCUUAUCGAGAAUCCGUGUCCAUUCCUGGGACAACUGCUCGUGAAAGUUGUGAACGAUCAAACGACUGGGAGACGACUUAAGCUGUUGAAAGACAUAAUUGCACAAGAAAACUUAUACAGCCAACUUUUCUAUAGAAACGACCUUGACGUUUUAUCGCAUAUUUUAGCAAGAGAGUUAAUAAAUUCGGAGAACAAAACGAUCAGAUCUCAGUGCAUGGAAUGCAUUUCUCGCCUAGCAGAAAUGGGUCACUGCGACGAAAGAGUACGAGAAGCAGUGGAAAAUAGCAAUUUCAACGAUGACUUACGCUCCAAAACGCUAGCCGUUAUAGAAAAGAACAUGUAUAGUGGACAGAAUAAAGGUUGA
Messenger RNA from Necator americanus (New World hookworm), 1140 nucleotides. RefSeq lists its product as uncharacterized. Gene Ontology annotation, biological process: endocytosis. The record is from RefSeq and is a predicted model, not a curated record. NCBI's taxonomy places the organism in Eukaryota, Metazoa, Nematoda, Chromadorea, Rhabditida, Ancylostomatidae. The transcript has 8 exons. Gene Ontology annotation, molecular function: Arp2/3 complex binding. The coding region runs from base 1 to 1140 and encodes 379 amino acids.